Molecule: messenger RNA, 4772 nt
Organism: Elgaria multicarinata webbii
Lineage: Eukaryota; Metazoa; Chordata; Lepidosauria; Squamata; Anguidae
Exons: 2
Coding region: 109-987 (292 amino acids)
Source: RefSeq, a predicted model, not a curated record
CUCUCCCUUACUCGCCAAGAUGGCGGCGGAUGGGCCGUGGGCUUUUAACUGAUGCUUUCCCUGUUUCUUCUGAUCUCAGCUUCUGAUAUAAAGUGACGUUAAGAAGGAAUGAUGGCAGCUUUGGAUACUAAAGUAAAAGCAAAAAAAACUUUGGGAACUGUUGAUUAUGUGGAGUCAUCAGAAUUUGCGCAAGGAAUUCUGCCUACAAAGAAGGAUGUCAUUCAAAACAUGUUAUAUCUGUUGCAUCCCAAAAGGGCAGGGCAGGCCCAGCGAUCCAAAGAAGAUGCUGCCCAGUUGCUUGCUGAACUUUUGCAGGAACACUGGUUGUUUUGCAAUUUGUAUACUAUAGCAACGCAAAGCAUAAAGAAGCAUAUUCUUAAAGUGUAUGAGGAAUUCUCAAAGUUGUAUCAAUCCAGGAAGCGAAGAAAAAACGAACUGUUCACACAGAAAGCAGAUGACUUCAACAGGAGUUCAGAACAGCUUUUUGAUAUAUUUUGUACAGACACUGUAACAAGAGAGAAAUUGGAACAAUACAGUGGUGUGAAGAUGACAGACAUUGAGUGGAAAUUUCUUGAAGAUCAAAGGAGUGAAAGAAAAAUGUACUUUGAGGACUUCAUGGACAAGAAACAAAUGGAAACAAUAGAAAGGCGAAGAAAGGUAGAGUCACUGGAGCAUUUCAGGAAGAUUGCAGAAGAAGAGAGAGAAGCUUGUAAGCGUAAAGGAAUGGCUCCCAACCGAGAUGAGCAGCCAGUCGAAGACGUCAGUAAUAGGAAUAAAGAUGACUCCUGUCUUGAACAUAACAAAGGAAUUGGAGGCUUUUCACAUAAGGCAAAAAGAAAGCGCUUAUCUUCUGGUUGGAUUACUGGGACAGCAACUUCGACUAGCUAUAGCGAGUCAGUUGCUCCUGAAUGUCAGCAUAUACGUAUGAGUAUCAGAAAAGUCAGACCAGGCUUCUAUGAGACUUUUGAUAAAUAUGAAAAUUGCUAGCCCAAUUUUUAAAUCUCUAGAGGAGAUUGUUUCUGUUGAAGUUUACAGAGUUUUGGGAGGUCUUAAAAUACCCUGAAUUAAUUGGAAGUUGAUGUAGAUAAUUAUGUUGGGCUCCAUUAAUGUACAGCAACAACACCAAAGCAAUGACAUCCGUAGAAACUGGCUUCUAGCUUACUGGAAAGGGUUAAGAUGUGAUUUGCUUAGGCCUGUAUUGAUACCUUCACAAGGUGAAUGUACUAGGUACUAAAAGGCUAUAGUUUAGCAAAGGCAGGCAAAGGAACCAAUGUUUUGAACUUAAAACAAACUAUAUGCAAAUGGAAGGUUAAAUUACAUGAAAAUAAUUUAAACUCUGAAACAGACUGCUUAGGAAGGAGGUGCGUUCUCCAUCGCAUACAGCCUUCAUAUUGGGCUGGACACCCCUAAAAAAAAUGAAAAAUAAACCUUUUUUGCUGAAAGAUAUUAUAGAGGCCUGAGACAGAAGUAUGAGGAGAAAAUGCAGUCUCUCCUGCAAACAAUCACAUUAAAUAACCUGUUGCCCGUUCCAACCUCACAAUCUCCUAAGACACGGAAAACCAUGUAUAAUUUUUUUAAAGUAGCAACUAAUGAGUUGGCUACUAAAAGGAGAAUGAGGUCCUGAGGUUAUGUGUCCCAAUGCAGGGUUUUUUUGAGGUUCACAACAGACUGCUGACUAACUAUUAACUACUAGUAGAGCACCCAUCAAUGGCAAUGAUUUAGAAAGUGCUGUAGUUUCUUGUAUAAAACAAAACAAAACCCCCUCAGUAAUACUUUCCUGGUCUUAAGAGGUGGAGCAUAUGCAACUUAUAGUUAAUUCAUUGAGACUUGGAAUGGAAUCUGCUUCUUUCAAGACUAGGUGUUUGCAAGGGAAGGAAAAUGGAUUGCUUGGCUAAGCCCAGCAGAUGUGAAGUUGCUAAGAGACCUCUACAGAUCUGAGAACCAGCUUUGAUAUAUAACAUUGGCUUGUGUGUGAAGAAAAGAAAGGUCAGGGAAUUUAAGCAAUGGUUUUAGGUGUAAAUGUGGUGGUGACAACUAUCUGUAUAUUUUCUGCAUUCUUAGCAAUUAAAUAUCAUUGGUGGUGAGAAAUUCUGUAGAAAAGUAGAAUUUGUAACUGAAAAUAUUUGAGAAUUGAAAAAUGUAUAAUGCACUGAACAUGACGGGGUGGAGCUACAUAAAGCGUUAUUUUAGAGGGGUUUAAGAAAGUUAUGAAAGUUAUGAUAUUUGGAACAGUGGGAGGACCUAGCAGUAGUGCAGUAAUAUCAGCUGAUUGGAAGCAGGUUUUUAAAGCCUUGGAGUUAUAGGUCUGCAUACAGGAGUCAUACGUAGUACUUUUUUUUUCCAGUUCAAAGCUAAGCAAAAUUCCUGUGUGCCCCCCCAACACUCUAGUUUAUUUCAUAUAGUCCAAAUUCAGCCAUAUUGUUCGUGUUGAUGGCCUGCACUUACAGUCCCCAGCAACUUGACCUCUGGGUCACAUGGCAUAAAUACAGACAUCUAUACGUGGAAUUGCUGUAAUCCUACCUCAAAAAAAUGGUGGAAAGGUUCCAGAAACCUGGAAUGAAUACAUGCCCAUAAGCCUUCUCCUCCUGCUGCGGUGUGUGGAAAGCAUGUUCCUGGGUAUACUGCCCUAUCGGGUGUAUGGUACUUCCAUGUUGGUGGUCAUGGAGUCUUGUGGCUGGUUUACAGAUGCACCUGGUGGUUCUUAGCUGAAUAUGUGAACUCUAACAAGCAGUGUAUUUGAGUUAACAUUAAGUGAUAUAAAAAUUUAUCUGCAGUGAUUGUUUUUUCAUACGUGUCCUCCUUUGAUGCUAUAAGCAACAAGUUUUGAGUGUGGAUAUGUGAACUGGCCUGCUGAAUUUAGCUUUCAUCAAAUUCUUUGCCUCCUACAGUUUGCUUUCUCACACAGUAAGUUAGCACUAAAGCCUAACAGCAAAACUAACUAGUCUUGUUAUACUUCCCCCAGAAAUACUUUAGUUUGACGAUAGCCUUUAAAGACACGGGGACCAAAAAAUCUUACUUUGUGCAUUUAGCAUUUCAUGUUAAACUAAGGAAUAAUUAUUUUAUCUACUCUUUCAUCUGACUAAGAUUAUCUGGCUGGAUUAGGAAUAGCAUGCCCAUAUCAGACCAUACCAGCUUCCUGAGAGUCAAACAAAUAGGUAAACAUGUACAGAUUUGUAAAACGAAUUACAUCAGUAGUGCAGGAAGUUAUACUGAUACAAAAUGCUGCAAGUGGGACAGUUGUGAGCAUGUAGGCCCCACCAAAAUUGUUUGGGCAUAGGUUCAUUUUACUUCAGAAAUAAUUGGCACUUUAAUGCAAAACAUCAACCUCUUUUUACAUAAGUAGGAACAUAGGAAGCUGUCUUUAUACUGAGUCAGACCGUUGGUCCAUUUAGCCCAGUAUUGCCAACACUGACUGGCAGCAGCACUCCAGGGUUUCAGGCUAGCUUCUUUCCUAGCCCUACCUGGAAAUGCUGGAGAUUAAAUUUGGGACCUUCUAAAGGCAAAGCAUUUGCUUCUAUACUUGUGCACAAGGGAUUUUACGAUCUAUACAAAAUACUAGAUUUAUUACUUUAUAUGGUGGAAUCAAAUAUAUGGUAUAAGGGGUAUGCUGUAUAUCAGGCAUAAAUUUACAAGAAAGUAUGAUUAAGCUAAGCCAGUAUGGCUUUUAUGUUAUUAUUCAAUCUGAAUAUUGUGGAUUCUAAGAAAAGUGGCAAGUUCAAUAGGGAAAUUUUAAUGGAACGUAGGAGCUCUGCUAGAUCAGACCAAAGGCCUGCUUCCCACUGUAGCUAACCAGGUGCCUCUGAGAAGCCCACAAGCAGGACAUGAGGGCAAUGUGUCUCUCCUGCCAUAGUUCCCUAGCAACUGGCACGCUCCUGGUACUGGAAGUAAUAUAUAGCUAUCAUGACUAAUAGUCAUUGAUAGCCUAAUUCUCCAUUAAUUUGUCUAAGCCUAUUUUAAAGUUGAAGGUCAUCACCUUAUCUUGUGAAAGCAAAUUCCCAUACUUAACUUUGUGCUGUGUGAAGUAUUUAACUUUUGCCUGUCCUGUAUCUCCCACCAUUCAACUUUAUUAGAUGGCCACAGGUUCUAGUAUGAGAGAGGGAGAAAAUAGAAGGGGAAUAGAGGUAAGUGAGGCGAGGAAGGGGAACUUGGGGGAGAUCAUUUUGUAUUUUGGAGGCCUUGAGUAUGUGGAGAUUAGAUAUGGAGUAAAGGACACUGGCAGAGCUGAAGUAUUGGAAAUAACAUGUUAUGUAAAUAAAUCACUCAAAAUCAGUUCUCUGAAUGCUUGCCAGGACUUCAGCUGUAUCACAAACACUUCAUGAUAAACAUUCAUGAAGGCCACAUAAAGAUUAACAGGAUCAAUAGCAUUUGCCUUGUCUAAAUUUAAGGGGGAGAUGGCUCAAAAGCAUUAGUCAAAUUAUUUUGGAAAGUUGUAUGUAGUAUCUCUGAAACUGGAAGUUAUUUACUCUCAAUGUUUCUCAAAACUUGACCAUGUUUGGCUAUGUACUCCUUACUCUUCCUAUUACUUCUAACAGCUCUGCAUGCAUUUCUAGCUGUGAUUCCUUUAUGUGGGUCUAAUCCACCUACUUCUGCUGCUGUUUCAUGACAACUGUUUCAGCUCUAAUGUUAUGGAAAUCAUUUGUCAGGCAGUCCAAGGAAGAAAAUGCUGUCGAGGUAUUAAAGAAGUUAUUACUUUGCAGAAUAUUCAUUGAUCUUUGAAGCAAUAAAAAUACCCAGUUUCCUCUGGAAAUUAAGUGGAACCAAAACUUUAUAAA